This is a messenger RNA of Linum trigynum, 324 nucleotides long. The record is from the annotation of a GenBank genome assembly. Lineage: Eukaryota; Viridiplantae; Streptophyta; Magnoliopsida; Malpighiales; Linaceae.
AUGAUUAUCAUGGGAGCUUUCCGUGACAACUUCUAUAUGCUCCUCAACAUCUUCAUGAUUGCCUUCUUCCUCCUCCUCCUCUACUUGUAUGGCAGCAUAAAGGUUGUCUUAAGAAAACUGUGCACAAGCUUUCUCAAUGACCUCUAUGUGCUUCUUUAUGCUCCGAAGGGUAUCCUCUAUUUCACGGGGAAAGGAGAAGUCAGUUUGGGCCAUGGCCUGGAUAUGAGGAUCCAUCUCGGGAAAGGAUCUGUUAGGUACUCGAGCAAUGUGCUCCACGAGAAGCCUCAAGUGAUAGUUUGGAUCUGGCUGUGGAGUGUAGCAUAG